Molecule: messenger RNA, 2539 nt
Organism: Phycodurus eques (leafy seadragon)
Lineage: Eukaryota; Metazoa; Chordata; Actinopteri; Syngnathiformes; Syngnathidae
Gene: sh3bp5lb
Product: SH3-binding domain protein 5-like, b
Exons: 6
Coding region: 251-1660 (469 amino acids)
Biological process (GO): intracellular signal transduction; negative regulation of protein tyrosine kinase activity
Cellular component (GO): cytoplasm
Molecular function (GO): protein kinase inhibitor activity
Source: RefSeq, a predicted model, not a curated record
AGUUGAUAAGAUGACACUAAAACGAGGAAGAGUUUGUGUGGAGUCAUGUGCAAGCACUCCGGCUACAUCGUCACAUGUUUAGCUAGCCUUAGCAAGACGGUCUAGUCUCGCAUGGAGGCCUCAACGCGCCGUUCUAACGUGUGAAUACAAAAGUUUGCUGACGAAAAGCCCCAUGUAAGGUACGCACAAGACGCCUCGUUUGGUGGCGAGCUUAACGCGGUCCGAACCGAAGGCGAACGACAGGCCGAAAAUGGAGCCCGAAACCUCGGGUCGAAGUCCGGCCGACGUGGGGUGGUCCAAACGGCCAGACUUGAGAGAGGAGACGCCGGGAGAAGAGGCGAAAGGCGGGGACGGGAACAUCGUGGUGUUAAGGCGAAGAGGCGGAGACGAAGCAGUCAAAUGUAAGGGUGUGAAAUUUGAGCGUGGAGGUGGCAGAGAAAAUGACUACCAGGUGAAAACCAGAGACGAAGAGGAGGCUGCUAAAUAUGAGGAGGAGCUGGAUCCAAGAAUUCAGGAGGAACUCGAACACCUCAACCAAGCCAGUGAUGAGAUCAACAAGGUGGAGCUUAAUUUGGAUGAUGCCAGGUCCAGCUACCGGAAGAUCCUCACUGAUUCUGCCAGGAAGCUGAAUGCUCAGGGCUCCCAACUUGGUGCCUGCAUUGAAAAAGCCAGGCCUUACUAUGAGGCCCGCAGACUGGCCAAAGAGGCACAACAGGAGACCCAGAAAGCAGCUCUAAGGUAUGAGAGGGCUGUGUCCAUGCACACUGCUGCCAGGGAGAUGGUCUAUGUGGCAGAACAAGGCCUGUUGGCUGACAGGAACACCAUGGAUCCAACCUGGCAGGAGAUGCUCAACCACGCUACUGCUAAGGUGAACGAGGCUGAGGAGGAGCGCUUUCGCAGUGAGCAUGAGCACCAGCGAGUCACACAGCUCUGCCAGGAUGCUGAGGCUAAAGUCCAAACCCUCCAAAAAUCACUGAAGAAGGUCAUACUCAAGUCCAAACCAUACUUCGAACUUAAGGCUCAGUUCAACCACAUCCUGGAGGAACACAAGGCCAAAGUAGUACAGCUGGAGGAGCAUGUAGCAAAAGUAAAAACGCGUUAUUCUGUGGCUCUGCGGAACCUGGAACAGAUCAGUGAGCAGAUCCAUGCUCAGCGAGGGCGAAUCCGUGCUGGCAGGGGGCGACUAGCAAUGUGUGGUGGCCGUAGCUCUCCAGUUGGCGCUGAGGCUGAGACCAGAGCUGCAAUCAGGGUUCCGAUUGGUAGCUUAGUGGGAAUGGGUAAGGUAGAGAGUGACUGGGUAGAUGGCGAGAAAACGCGGCUGUGGGUGGAGAAGCACCGGGAGAACGGCUGGGGCCAGAGAGAAGAGCUGGAAGCGGAGCAUACUGGUUCAGACCGCAUGUCCAUCAUCAGUCUGAAGACCAUCGCUUCUGACCUGGAAAAGUGUGAUUCGGUCGAACAUCUCGGUGACUUUAGCGAUGUCGGGAGCGCUCUGGGUGACGAGUGGGACUGGAACAGGAAGACUCCGCCCGGGCCCGGGAACAGGGCGGAAUUGACCGAUGGACCCCGGCAGGUCAGAACACACCAGCAGAACGAAGGAGGUGGUAAGCAGGAGAAUAAGGAGAGCUUAGUCAAGCACCACCACAGAAGGGUGAGUCUGUAAUUUAGGGAGAAAUAAAGCAAAAGUCAAAGCGAAAUGAUCAGCGCGAGGAUUAGAAAAGUUGUUGAUCUCGGAUCAACAACUAUCUCGGAAUAUAUUUACUCAGUAGUAUCAAUAGUAUAUUAGGAGUAGGGGGUUUAUUUAUCUAUCAUACAUUACAGGAAGUCCUCGAGUUACGACGUACUCGACCUACGACGUUUCGACUUUACGACGCCCGUGCCUCGUCCGCCAUUUUGUCCCAGCACCAUAGUGUUUCUGCUUAGCGAGCGCAUAGUGCUUGUCUGUGUUUGUGCGCCGGGAGUAUCGUUGCCUUUUUCGCCCUCCUUUUUUCACACUCUCAGCCGUAAUGGUAAGUACAGCAUCUUAUUUGAUUAUUUUAGUUUCUCUAUACGAAGUGUUAACCUUUCCUGCUACGGUCACCUGACCGUGCUCGGGAGGCGCAGGGGUCUUCUCUCGUUGCACAGCUGAGCUGGGUGGCGGCAACAAUAAAGGCACGAAGCACCGAUUUGCUGCUUCGAUGGCUUUAUUAGCGCCUCUGCGCAUUCAACGUCAACGGGUCCUCCGCUAAUCGACACUCUUCCCCGGUCGCCGUCACUACACUUGCCACUGCACACACUCGUCGCCAGCGUGGGAACGGAACUCGUUUGUAAAUCGAGGACUUCCUAUAUAUAUAUAUAUAUAUAUAUAUAUAUAUAUAUAUAUAUAUAUAUAGUUGAAACCAGAUCACAAUCAUCUUUAUUUGCCAAGAAUGUCGAAAACACUCCAGUAGUUGGAGCCACUCUAGUGCGACAACAGACAUCCAUUUUACAGACAAAUACUUUUGAGACAUAAAAACACAGCACGGUGAGUCACUGAGCAAUGAAAGGUCACAGAUAAUGUGGU